GUUCCAUCAUAGCAAUUAAAGCAAUAGAGGUCCCAUCAUAGCUAUUAAAGCAAACCCCAGUCAUGGAACUCUCUUCCAACAAGCAUCCACCUUCCACAAUUUCAUUGGUAGCAGAACCUUCCGUAAGUCCCUCGCCGCACUUCAAGACCAUAGAAUUCCCUCGCUCCUCUCCGGUGGCACGCUCCAGCAGUACAAAAGAGAGGCAAAGGAUAAGCCCACAAAAAAAAAAAAGAAAAAAACAAUAACGGAAAAAAAAAAAAAAGACUGGAAGAUGGAGACUGUCGACUACUCUGCAGCGGAGGAAGCAGAGUCCUCCUACAUCUCUAUGGAUCCCCUCCUCACGAAGUCGAGGAGCGACAAGAAGAGAAGGUUCAGCGAGGAGCAGAUAAAGUCCCUCGAAUCCAUUUUCGAGUCCCAGGCGAAGCUGGAACCCCGGAAGAAGCUGCAGCUGGCUAAGGAACUCGGCCUCCAGCCUCGCCAGGUGGCCAUAUGGUUUCAGAACAAGCGAGCCCGGUGGAAGUCGAAGCAGCUCGAGAGAGAGUAUGCCGCCCUCAAAGCUAACUAUGAUGUCUUGCUCUCCAGCGUGGAGUCCCUCAAAAAAGAGAAGCAAAUUCUGAUCAACCAGUCGCAAAAGCUUACUGAAUUGCUGAAUAAGCCAUCAGAAGCGAGCAGUAAUGACGGCGAUUCCAACUGCAGCAAUGGCAAGCGCGAGGAGGAUGCGAGGCCCUGCUUGUUAGUGUGUUCAGGUGAUGAAGAGAAGAAUCUAAGCUUUUUCAAUCAGAAAGAAGCAGAAUAUUUAUACAUGAGAGAACCUGAGAGUGGCUACCUGACAUCAAUUGAGCAACCAUGCGAUUUCAACUGCAGUAGUUCUCCGGAACAGUGCUGCACCACUCCUUCUGAGUGGUGGGAGUCUUGGCCCUUGACAGGAUAGAACCCUGUCGUCAUCAGAAGAUGUGAACCUUAGAGCUGAUAGAGUUAGAGCCUGCUGUUUGGAGUCAAGAUUAGAAUUCCAGAUGCUCAUGUAAAAUAGGUUAUGAUUCAGGGAGUGCAUGAAAUUUCUGAUGCUAUGUCAUCAUCCCGUUGUAAUCAGAAUGAAUAAACUUAGAAUCAACAGAGAAUAAUGUGUCUACUGCUUCCCAGAUCCGCUCUUAAGACAGGUAAGCAUUGUGUUCAAACAAUCGACUACAUUUAUUCUGUCUAAUAUCUAUUUAUGCUUCUGCAAUUAAGUACAGAUGCACAAAUUCAAGCAAGCAGGAAGCAAGCAAGUCCACCUAGGUGGCAAGUGUAUGAUGCUUCAGGAAUGAGAUCAGUCAAGAGUCCUUACCUCUCAUAAGAAGCAUCAACAUCAAGGGCAUCAUUUAAAUUUUAGUAUGUUGUAAAUGUUUUAGGUGAAGGACAGCAGCAAUGGCAAAGGCUGUCAAGUUUUUUGACUUUCUUAACCAUAAUAUUAAAUUCUGAAUUAGGACAUGAGAAUAUACGUUGCAGAAAUUAUGAA
Messenger RNA from Elaeis guineensis (African oil palm), 1495 nucleotides. Its product is annotated as homeobox-leucine zipper protein HOX22. Gene Ontology annotation, cellular component: nucleus. The record is from RefSeq and is a predicted model, not a curated record. NCBI's taxonomy places the organism in Eukaryota, Viridiplantae, Streptophyta, Magnoliopsida, Arecales, Arecaceae. Gene Ontology annotation, molecular function: sequence-specific DNA binding; DNA-binding transcription factor activity, RNA polymerase II-specific. Gene Ontology annotation, biological process: positive regulation of DNA-templated transcription.